GUCUCAGUGGCAUCGCGCAACUUAAGAAAGCGAUCUGGAGGUGAACGGUGAAGUUACUUGUGAUUAGUAACCUUUGUUAUUAAACGUUUUUUUUGCUACAGUUUGGAUUGAAAUGUACGGAGCCCGGCCUGUCACACGUCGGAGAAAAAAAACAAGACCUGCUAAUCCGUAGCCACAGUUUUGUAAUUCGUUUCCAAGGUUUAAAAAUCCGUACGCACAGAUUCUUAAACGGUUCCCACAGUUUGCAAAUCUGUGCUCUCGGAUUGAUAAACUCUACCCUCGAGUAUACAAUCCGUCCCCUCCGUUUUUGAAAUCUGUACAUACAAAUUCAUAAUCUGUACCCACGCUUUCGCAAUCCGGGCGCACGGUUUUGCAAACUGUACCCACGGAUUUGUGGCUACUCCCUCAUUUUGGAAACCUGGCGCCUAAAGCAAGGAAAAGAAUACGCAACAUUUUGUGUUUAAUAAUAGUUUACAAAAUUGAGAAUUUCCUUAAUUUUCUUAAAAAUGAGUUGGAUGACGUGACUGUCAGCUUUUCGAGGGGAGAAGGUAGGUUAUGUCGUAAAAAACAUUUAAAUUUAUUCUCGAUAAAAAGUAGAAUCAUGGAUUUAUUAAAAAUUCAGUUGGUUCAUUACUAGUAAGGGAAGGUAGAGGAAAGUGAGACAAAUAGAGGACUUUUUGAAUAUAAAUAAAAUGGCAAGGAGUAAAAAGUUAUUAAAAAUGUAAUUAAACUAUAGAGAUAUUGUAUAUUGUUCUCAGGUAAAGAACAGAUCCCCCAAAAUAAUACUUCAGUAGAGUUAUCAAGUAAAGUUACUCAAGUACUUUACACCUCUGCUGGAGAGCAUCCAUACACCUGUCUUCAGAUCUCAAAUCUCAAGUAUAUUUUGUGGCAAAUUUGGUAUAUUUUAUUACAGUGUAGAGCAAAUUAAAAAGAGAGAGAAAGAGGAUGGAAACAAAGUUACAAAAGGUGCAAAUAAAAUGUAGUUAGAGCUAAAAGAUAAUAAAAAUAAAGAAGGAAGGAGGUAAUAAGAUAUUUGAGCGUGAUAAGAAUAUAAUAAUUAAAUGUAUUGAUUUUAUUUAGUUAUUCAUUAGUUUUUUUUUUCUCAUUGUGACGCCACACUCGAGCCCGCCAGUAGGUGGCGGAAAUGGGCCUGUUGAAGAAGAAGAAAAGAAGAAGAAGAAGCUGCCUACCAUAAAUAAUGAAGAGUUCAAGAGAACAGUUUGAUAUAAAGAUCUUUAAACACAAAGGUUUGUUUCUCUAAUCCACACUUGAAAAGCAAGUUAUGUGUGACACAAAAUUCAUUAAAGAGGAGAGUGAAGACAUGAGUGUUACAGACACCAGCACAAUGAAAAAUGAAGAUGAUGCAGAACAAAGAGACCUAAUGGAACCGGAAGAAACAACAGUAUCAGUAUGUCCUCAUUGUGGAAAGAGAUUAAGAAGUGAAGAGCAGCUUGUGAAGCACAUAAGAAUCCACACUGAAGAAAAGUCCUUCACCUGCCCUCAGUGUGGAAAGAGUUUCACAAGAAAAUGUGUUCUCAAGAUCCACAUCACAAUUCACACUGGAGGAAAACCAUUCAUAUGUGUUCAGUGUGGAAAGAGUUUCACACAAAAAAGUUAUCUCAAGACACACAUGAGAAUUCACACUGAAGAAAACCCGUAUGCAUGUGUUCAGUGUGGAAAGAGUUUCAGACAAAAAUGUCAUCUCACGACCCACAUGAGAAUUCACACUGGAGAAAAGACAUUCACAUGUGUUCAGUGUGAAAAGAGUUUCGCACAAAAAAUAACACUUGAGUCCCACAUGAAAAUUCACACUGGAGAAAAGCUACACACAUGUGUUCAGUGUGGAAGGAGUUUCGCACAUAAAAGAACUCUGGAGGUCCACAUGAGAAUUCACACUGGUGAGCGUCCAUACACAUGUGUUCAGUGUGGAAAGAGUUUCACACAAAAAACUAGUCUUAAGAAUCACAUGAGAACUCACACUGGAGAAAAGCCUUAUACAUGUGAUCAUUGCGGAAAUAGUUUCACAAGAAAAAUUCAUCUAGAGGACCACAUGAGAACUCACACUGGAGAAAAGCCGUUUGCAUGUUUUCAGUGUGGAAAGAGUUUCACAUAUAAAAGUGUUCUUAAGACACACAUGAGAACUCACAAUGGAGAGCGUCCAUACACAUGUCUUCACUGUGGAAAGAGUUUCACAUGCAAAAUAAAUCUUGAGGAACACAUGAGACUUCACACUGGAGAAAAGCCAUUCACCAAGCCCUUAUUGGACAAUUCUCCCGGAAAAGCACGGGGCCGCAAGGAGAGCAGGAGAAGGAGCAUGCGCAGACGUCACUUUCACCUGUGUUGAGGAGAGAGAGCAUACGUUCGCGAAGUUCGGGGGUUUGUUUGUUCACUGCAUUUGGGUGAUGAAUGUUAUGUAGACUGUGAAUAUAACGCUGGAUUUGGAGAUCGUUUAAAACUGAUAUAUGGAGCCGUCCCAGCGCUAAAAGAUGGCGGACAUGAACCACAUGCGGUGUGUCAAACUGAUGUCUGUGUUUUGUUGACAAUGGUUACGCACGUGCUUUGGUUAAGUCUACCCCUCCCCCCGCAUGCGUCUGUGUUUCCGUAAAGCUGUGUCUAUCUUUUAUAAAGGUGAUCAAACUAAAUACUCUUCGAAGGUACGAAGUAUGCAGUACUACUCUAUAUGUACUCAAGAUUAAUAUGAGAUUGGCUGAAACCCUGUGUGUUAAGGCCGCUUUAAUAUCAAAGAUAUCAAAUAUAUCUCUUCAUUCAGACCCCAAUGAUCAUAUAAUGAUCAUCAACCCUCAUCAAUCCUGUUUUUGAUAAUAGUCUUAAUAAGAAAUGCACAAGACACUUGUCACUUUUUCUUAGAAGAUAAAGACCUUGGAAAUGUAUUAAAGUGGUGAAUUUAUUUAUUUAUCAAACAGCAUGCAGGACACUGUUCUAAAUGACUGGCAGAUAUUUUAUUGAUGAUUAAUAUGAUAGCACUUAAUGUCUCAUGGGCUAAAUAUGUUUGUUAUUAAUGUAAAGGCAUGUUUAAAGUUACAUUCAAAUAUUAA
Messenger RNA from Triplophysa dalaica, 3056 nucleotides. RefSeq names its product gastrula zinc finger protein XlCGF8.2DB-like. Gene Ontology annotation, cellular component: PcG protein complex; transcription regulator complex. Bases 1283 to 2344 code for a protein of 353 amino acids. Gene Ontology annotation, molecular function: DNA-binding transcription factor activity, RNA polymerase II-specific; RNA polymerase II cis-regulatory region sequence-specific DNA binding. The transcript is spliced from 4 exons. The record is from RefSeq and is a predicted model, not a curated record. NCBI's taxonomy places the organism in Eukaryota, Metazoa, Chordata, Actinopteri, Cypriniformes, Nemacheilidae. Gene Ontology annotation, biological process: regulation of transcription by RNA polymerase II.